Molecule: messenger RNA, 1736 nt
Organism: Arabidopsis arenosa
Lineage: Eukaryota; Viridiplantae; Streptophyta; Magnoliopsida; Brassicales; Brassicaceae
Source: the annotation of a GenBank genome assembly
UUCUCGUGGGUUACUACAGAGAACCUCGAGACCUGUCUUGUCUUUAUGCUUCAGAAGCAAAUCAAAGCAUCUCCCCAAGAUUUGAAGCUCCAUCAAUGGCUGCCCUUCUUCUCCUUUUCCUUUUCCUCUUUGCAAGUUCUGCUCUCUCUCAAGAUUCUUUGAUCGGUGUGAAUAUUGGUACUGAAGUGACAAACAUGCCAAGUCCAACACAAGUAGUAGCACUCCUCAAAUCACAGAACAUCAACCGCGUCCGCCUCUAUGACGCAGACCGCUCAAUGCUUCUCGCGUUUGCUCACACCGGCGUACAAGUUAUAAUCUCAGUACCUAACGACCAGCUUCUUGGUAUCAGCCAAUCAAACGCAACUGCAGCCAAUUGGGUCACUAGAAACGUAGCUGCUUAUUACCCUGCGACCAACAUUACCACAAUCGCGGUUGGAUCAGAAGUCCUAACCAGCCUACCAAACGCAGCGUCUGUCCUUGUCUCAGCCCUCAAAUACAUCCAAGCUGCUCUCAUCACCGCCAAUCUUGACCGUCAGAUCAAAGUAUCGACCCCUCACUCUUCAACCAUCAUUCUUGAUUCUUUCCCUCCUUCACAAGCUUUCUUCAACAAGACUUGGGAUCCAGUUAUUGUCCCUCUCCUCAAAUUCCUACAGUCCACAGGAUCGCCAUUGCUGCUCAACGUUUACCCGUAUUUCGACUAUGUUCAGUCCAAUGGAGUUAUACCGCUUGACUAUGCGCUUUUCCAGCCUCUCCAAGCCAACAAAGAAGCUGUAGACGCCAACACAUUGUUACAUUACACAAAUGUUUUUGAUGCAAUUGUCGACGCUGCAUAUUUUGCAAUGUCUUAUCUUAACUUCACCAACAUUCCAAUCGUGGUCACAGAAUCCGGAUGGCCAUCUAAAGGAGGCCCGUCUGAGCACGACGCAACUGUAGAGAACGCAAACACUUACAAUAGCAAUUUGAUCCAGCACGUGAUCAACAAGACUGGAACGCCAAAACACCCGGGAACUGCAGUUACUACAUACAUCUACGAGCUUUACAAUGAGGAUACGAGGCCAGGACCGAUAUCUGAGAAGAACUGGGGGCUGUUUUAUACAAACGGGACUCCGGUUUACACAUUGCGUUUGGCGGGCGCAGGGGCGAUUCUGGCAAAUGAUACUACAAACCAGACAUUUUGUAUAGCGAAGGAAAAGGUUGAUAAAAAGAUGCUUCAGGCAGCUCUUGACUGGGCUUGCGGUCCAGGGAAAGUUGAUUGCUCGGCACUGAUGCAGGGAGAGUCAUGCUAUGAACCCGACGAUGUGGUUGCACAUUCUACUUAUGCGUUUAAUGCUUAUUACCAGAAGAUGGGAAAAGCUUCAGGAAGCUGUGAUUUCAAAGGAGUGGCUACAGUCACCACCACUGAUCCAAGUCGAGGAACAUGUGUGUUCCCUGGAAGUGCGAAAAGCAAUCAGACAAUUGGAAACAACACCACGGCGUUAGCCCCCUCAGCGAACUCUACAACAUCUGGAUGCAUCCCAAAAAACUCUGAAAAGAACAACAACAACAACUCUCGAUUCUUGUUUCUCUAAAUUUUAACUUCUUUCUUUGAAACACUUGAGACAAAAGAGCUCGGUGGGUUUGUUCUCUCUGAGUCUAGUUGUCUACCCAGUUUUGUUGAUCAUCUCCUUUUAACAAGGAGUUCAUUGAGGGUAGCUUGUAGGUUCGGCUUCAAGAUCAUCGAUGAUUGUAACUAAUUC